UCUUAUCUGUCUUGUCUGUAAAUAAGAAAAUUUGAUUUGAUUGGCGUAAUUUUGCUUUUGUAGAAUUGAAAAGUAUCUCAUUGUAUGGUUUUUGGUUUACCAGGUGAGUAAGGAGAAAAUAAUUAAAAAAUCCACUAUUUUUAGAAGAGCAACAAAAGUAGUGAUGAAAAUGUGAACAUUAAUGAUGUUAAUUUCCAUGAGAAUGUUUAUGUUUGUAGGAUUUGUUUUCAUAUAGAAUUAGAACCUAGAGUUUUAGAUGCUUAAAUUUUUAUCAAAUUUUUAAAGUAACUAUUUUUCUUGACCCUUUUAAGAAAAAAAAUAUAAUGUUAAUUUUAAAAUUGAUUACUUUCAUUUAUACUUUGAACUUAAAUAUCUCAUUCAAACGUGAUAUAAAAAAUUUUCACUAAUCUUGAGUAGUACUUAAGUUAAUUACUUAUAGAAAGGAAAAAAAAAAAAUGCUUUUGGUUAUCUGGUCUCCGACGCAAGCAAACUCUUAAAGAAAAAGUGAUUCUUGUCCGAGAGGCAAACAUAAUGGCUCCCCUUUAUUUUCCAUUUGUACUCUAUAUUUAUUAAUUUUCUUUGCCCCAGAAUUUGGGUUAAGCUUAAAAAGGGAACUGCGAUAUAUAUCAGAAAUAUGUCUUUUCACCCAUAAGGACAUUUUAUGUAACGGUUUGGAGUGGGUAUUUUCCAACAAAUAUUUUAUCAUCAAUCUUCCUCUUAUUGUCUUUCAUUAGAUCCUAACACCAUUUGGAUAUACGUACCGGCAGAUUAAAUAUGGAAGUAAGGGAUGCGUUAGGUGCAGCUGUUCUUAAAUAUCUUGAGGGAUCAUAUAAUUAUGUGGAUUGGAGUAUUCAAGUACAAACCUAUUUGGUGGCUAAAGAUCUUUGGGACACAAUUGAAGCAACUGCCAAACCUCCUAAGGAAGAAGAUGAUGAAGCUGCUUUCAAUGCUUGGAACGACAAGAAUUCCAUGGCUUUACGUGUGAUCAAGAAUUCAUGCCAGCAGAACACAUUUUUUGAGAUUAGUGAGAUCAGUUUCGCUAAAGAUGCAUGGAAUACUUUAGCAAAAAAAUACCUCCCUAAAGUUGUUCUACAAGUUAUUGACACAGAUAAUUAUGUGGAGUGGAGUGUUCAAGUAAAAGACCAUUUGAUGGCCCAUGAUCUUUGGGACAUAGUUGAAGAAACCACCAACCCUCUUUACCAAGAAGAUGAUUACACCACUGUCCAUGCUUGGAGGAAUUCUAUGGCUUUACAUGUGAUCCAGAAUUCAUGCGAUCUGGACACAUUAUUUGAGAUUAGGGAUAUUAGCUCUGCAAAAGUUGCAUGGAAUACUUUGGAAAAAAAGUACCUCCCUAAAAAUACUAACUCAGAUGUUAUUCAGGUUCUUGAGGAAUAUAAUUAUGUGGAUUGGAGUGUUCAAGUAAAAGACUAUUUGACGGCCCAUGAUCUUUGGGACAUAGUUGAAGAAAACAACAAACCUCCUAGGCAAAAAGUCGAUGAAGUUGCUUGUAAGGCUUGGAGCAAGAAGAAUGGCACGGCCUUACAUGUUAUCCAGAUUUCAUGUGGAAUAGACGCAUUUUCUAGAAUUAAAAAGAUUAGCACUGCAAAAAUUGCUUGGAAUAUUUUGGCAGAAUGGAACCGAACUAAUGUUGACCGUGAGGCAUUCCUAAAGGUUGCGCAAAACUGGAAGCAUAUUAAUAUUGACCAUGAGGCCUUCAAAAAGGACUUCAAAAAGGUUGUGGAAAGUGGUGUUUGGAACGAUGUAGAGGAUUUCCUUAUGCGUCAUCCCGAUUCUGCGGGUUUGAAAAUCACAAAAAAUGGCAAGACGGCUCUUCAUGUUGCUGUUGAUGCUGGGCAUGAGUCUAUAGUGGAGAAGUUAGUGGUGAAAAUGUCGGAACAAGAAUUGGCUGUAAAAGAUGAAUAUGGGGACACAGCUUUAUUUAAGACAAUUUAUAAGAAAAACUACCGAAUGGCAGAGUGCAUGCUUAGAAAGAACGUGAGCUUGGUCAGCAUUAAAAAUUCUUCAGAUGUACUUCUAGUUGUUAAGGCUCUUUAUUGGAGUAAAAAAUUGGCUCGCUAUCUCUAUUCUCGCACUCCAAAGGAAGAUCUAAACCCAGAAAAAGGCACAGACGGUGCUAGACUUUGUCGAGAGGCUAUAUACAACCAAACUUUAGAUAUUGCUUUGGAUUUAAUUGAGCAUUUUCCAAGUUUGGCUCAUGCUACGGAUGAAAACGAUUGCAGCCCUUUGUAUGCAUUGAUUACUAGGCCUUUUGCAUUCCCGAGUGAAAAUCGGCUGGUGUUUUGGAAACGAUGGAUAUAGAAGUGUAUAUACAUUCAACCAGCUCGUGCCAUCAAGGAAAUUCGUUUGAACAUUAGUCAAAGUGUGGAAAAAGGCCAAAGUGAUCCAGUUAAAAU
Molecule: messenger RNA, 2414 nt
Organism: Corylus avellana
Lineage: Eukaryota; Viridiplantae; Streptophyta; Magnoliopsida; Fagales; Betulaceae
Cellular component (GO): membrane
Molecular function (GO): protein binding
Source: RefSeq, a predicted model, not a curated record